ACUGGGGGGAACUAACUUGGUGUAACUGACAUCCUCAGUGAUGCCAAUGCAGUGAUCAGUGCUAAUAAAAAGUACUGACACUGUACUAAUGGAACUGGGCAGGAAGGGGUUAACAUCUGGGGUGAUCAAAGGGUUAACUGUGUGCUGUUUUACUGUGCGCUGUAAGGACACUGCUUUGCAUGGCUCUGCUAUGCAGAGCCAUGCAAAGCAGUAUGCAGGAGCUGACAGGGGAGAGAACUGUAUUGUUUACAUACAGGUCUCUCCCCCGUCGAAAUGCAAAAUC
Molecule: messenger RNA, 283 nt
Organism: Staurois parvus
Lineage: Eukaryota; Metazoa; Chordata; Amphibia; Anura; Ranidae
Source: the annotation of a GenBank genome assembly